This is a messenger RNA of Daldinia childiae, 1761 nucleotides long. RefSeq names its product Cell pattern formation-associated protein stuA. Lineage: Eukaryota; Fungi; Ascomycota; Sordariomycetes; Xylariales; Hypoxylaceae. Gene Ontology annotation, molecular function: DNA-binding transcription factor activity; sequence-specific DNA binding. The record is from RefSeq and is a predicted model, not a curated record. Gene Ontology annotation, cellular component: nucleus. Gene Ontology annotation, biological process: positive regulation of transcription by RNA polymerase II. The transcript has 3 exons. The coding region runs from base 1 to 1761 and encodes 586 amino acids.
AUGAAUACCGCGCCUCCAGAUAUGUACUACCAAACUACGCACAUGUCUGCAGGUCCUGCACCGCAACCACAAACUGUGACAUCAAACGCGCUACCUCAAUAUGGCCACCAGCAACCAACAUUAUUACAACCAGGACCGGCACAGUACUCUGCUCCUCCAUAUCAAUAUGGCUACGCGAACGGAUUGACGUCCCCUCAGUCUGCUCCGCCGGCCGUCUCCGGUUCCAUGGGUGCCCAAAAUGUUCUACCUCUCCCCGGAGUUCCCAAUCAGGGAGGCAUGCAGAAUCAGUACCAAGGAUUUGACACGACAGGUCAAAUUGCGCCGCCGGGGAUGAAACCCCGCGUUACGGCCACACUUUGGGAAGAUGAGGGCAGUUUAUGCUUUCAAGUUGAAGCUAAGGGUAUUUGUGUUGCGCGACGUGAAGAUAAUCACAUGAUAAAUGGCACAAAGUUGCUCAACGUCGCUGGAAUGACCCGUGGCAGGAGAGACGGGAUUCUGAAAAGCGAAAAGGUACGGCAUGUUGUCAAGAUUGGGCCCAUGCACCUCAAGGGAGUGAACCGAACAAACCAGGUCAUGGCGGCAGCCGAGCGCCGGAAACAAGAGCAAAGUCAAAUGCGGAACGGCCCGGGUCCGGCACCUCCUGGUGGUGUCUUGCCCUCAAUACAGCAACAUCACCACCACAUGGGAUUACCAGGACCCCAACCUCCACUUCCGUCCCACAACCCGGGACGGCCGUCCCUUGAUCGAGCACACACAUUCCCGACGCCGCCGACAAGCGCAUCAAGUGUGAUGGGAAGCAUGGGUGCAUCUGAGAGUUUCCAAUGGGGUCAGCAAGGGAUGAAUGGCGGCCAAGGUCCCAACCCUAUGUCCAUCGAUACGGGUCUUAGCAACGCUGCACGAUCCAUGCCAGCUACUCCCGCAACUACGCCUCCAGGAAACACACUGCAGAGUAUGCAGCCUUACUCACAGAGUAGUCAACCUUACGACAGUUCCCGUGCGGUAUAUAAUGGCCAAACUACUCAACAUUCACCAUAUCCUCCGUCAAAUAGCAGCCCGCAGGAGAGGAACAUCUAUGGCCAACCGAGUUCCUACAUGAAGAGCGAGAUGGGCCCUCCGGCUGGGCGUCCAACUGGACCUAAUGAGCAGGCUGAUGUUAAGCCGUCAAACGGACUACUACAACAUAAUGACGGUGUUCCUCACCAGUCCGGCGAAGAUGAAGCCGAGCAUGAGGCCGAAUAUACUCAUGACAGCGGUGCUUAUGACACCAAUAGAACAUCGUAUAAUUAUAACGCUCCACCUGUUACGGCGUUACAAGGCGAUCACCAACAUAUUCCUGAGAUAAAUGGAUCGCCUAAUCAUCAAGGCGGAUCUGGACGAGCCACACCCAGAACCGCUGCACCACCGCAACCAUAUUACGCUCAGCAGACAGGAUACAGUACGCCGCCGCGUGUGCCACCCUCGAGCAAUCUUUAUAAUGUAAUGAGUGGCGACCGGGCGCCCACUAAUGGCGCGCCACCGCCAGAUGUUUAUAGCUCGCAAAAUGAUAUGGGCGCUCCAAUGCAAAAUGGUUAUGCUGCUCAGCCAGUUAUGAACGGCGCAUCGGGCGCCUUGAAAAGAGGCCGCGAUGAUGAAGAUGAUCUGCCUCGUCCCUCGAGCGGUGGGCUAGACUUGAAACGUCGAAAAACGGUGAUUGAUGGGCCCAUUGCUUCCGGAUACGAUACAAUGACCCGCCCUACUUCGGCGGUGGCCCGUCGGCGAUAG